AUAUCUCAUCAAUCAGGCUUAUUAGCCUCGAAAACUCAAUCCUUGUAAAUUCAACGGAGAGAGAGAUCUGAGAUCAGAUUCCGGCGUCCCAAAGAAGCAGAAAUCUUAAGAUCCAGCAUCGCCUGAGAUGUCUACCUUCAGUGGCGAUGAGACUGCUCCUUUCUUCGGCUUCCUUGGCGCUGCCGCAGCGCUCGUCUUCUCCUGUAUGGGAGCUGCGUACGGGACAGCCAAGAGUGGUGUGGGAGUGGCAUCCAUGGGUGUGAUGAGGCCGGAGUUGGUGAUGAAGUCUAUUGUCCCUGUUGUUAUGGCUGGUGUUUUGGGUAUCUAUGGUUUGAUUAUUGCUGUUAUCAUCAGUACCGGGAUUAACCCCAAGGCUAAAUCUUACUACCUCUUCGAUGGAUAUGCCCAUCUCUCUUCUGGUCUUGCUUGUGGGCUUGCUGGUCUUUCAGCUGGAAUGGCCAUUGGUAUAGUUGGUGAUGCUGGUGUCAGGGCCAAUGCUCAACAGCCAAAACUUUUCGUUGGUAUGAUUCUUAUCCUCAUUUUCGCUGAAGCUCUGGCUCUAUACGGUCUCAUUGUUGGGAUCAUUUUGUCCUCCCGAGCUGGUCAGUCCAGAGCCGAAUGAGAAAAGAAUGCGGUUCUUGAAGUCCGCAUGAUUCUUUCUUCCCCUUUUCGCCGGUCUCUUCAUCGAGCCGGGAUCUUCUUAUAUUAUUUGUCAGGUUAGUAGAGACACAGUGGUUUUGUUCAUUGUAGCAUGUUUUCCAUGAACGUGUCUGCUCGAAACAAAAACCACACAUCAUCAUCAAAAAUGUUCAGUUUUCACCCUUGUGUGAUGUUUGUAAUGAGACGGUUACGGAUUAUUAUGUUCCCAGUAAGAUAACUGUGGGAGACACCCUAUUUAUAUCGUUUAUCAUUUUCCUAAUAAAUCCCAGAAAACUCG
Arabidopsis arenosa is the source of this 937-nucleotide messenger RNA. NCBI's taxonomy places the organism in Eukaryota, Viridiplantae, Streptophyta, Magnoliopsida, Brassicales, Brassicaceae. The record is from the annotation of a GenBank genome assembly.